AACUUCACAAUUGGCAACUCGUUUUCUAUACUUUGAAAUACAUAUUAAAUAAGGCUACUGUAAACAGUGUCUAAACCAAAUGUCAUUGCCAGGCCUCGGGCUUCUAGCCGCCCAGGCGGGCCCAUCUUCAGUCCCAACCUCAUCCACCACCGCCGCCCCAGUAGUACACGAUCUCGCCGCCAACUCCGAAUGGCGAUUUGAAGUAGAAAUUGGCACCUCGAUUGAAGUCAAGAUCCUCUCCGGAAGCGCUGAGCUCUUCGGCACCGAGCUGGCCGUGAAGCACGCCUACACAUUCAACGGCACCAAAGCCGCAAUCUUCACGUACCAUGGCUGCCGCAUCGAGGUCACCGGCCAGUGCGAGGAGUACACCGCUGAGGAGUCGCCCAUGACGCAAUACGCCAACCUGCAUUUUGCGCUGGAGAACCUGCGCCAGCCUGGACAGCCGGAGCCGCGCGUGCUGGUGGUUGGGCCGAACAAUUCGGGGAAGACGAGUUUGGUGAAGUUGUUGACGGCUUAUGCGACGCGGUCAGGGAAGCAGCCGAUAGUGGUUAAUACCGAUCCUGGGGAGGGGAUGCUGUCGAUUCCGGGCAGCUUAACGGCGACGGCGAUGAGUAGCGUCAUUGAUGUUGAGGAAGGCUGGGGUAGCAGUCCCACGAGCGGACCGAGUAGUGUGCCUGUCAAGCUACCACUUGUGUACUUCUACGGACUCAAGAGCCCAGAGGAUGAGCCGAAGUUAUAUAAACCAGUGUGCACGCGACUCGCGCUCGCUGUGACGGAACGGUUGGCGGAUGACGAGGCAGUCAAGAAGUCAGGGGUCAUUAUCGACACGCCCGGUGUGAUCUCACAGGGGAAGAAUGGCUACGAUCUCAUCUCACAUAUUGCAUCGGAGUUCACAGUCAACGUGAUCAUCGUUCUCGGCUCGGAACGCCUUCACAGCGACAUGCUCCGACGCUUCUCUAACGCAACCCCCACACCUAUAACCGUAAUCAAGCUCGACAAAUCCGGUGGUUGCGCCGACCGCGAUGACGCCUACAUGUCCGCCUUCCGCCAAUCCCAGAUCCGCGAGUACUUCUUCGGCUCGAUCAAGCGCACACUAUCACCGCACACGCAAACCGUCGACUUCUCCGCCGUCACAGUGUACAAGGUUCACGAGCAGAGCGGUAUGAUGAGUAGCUUCCUACCUGGCGGUGAAGAGGAGGUCGAGAGUCCAAUUUUCGAUCGUGUGGAGCCGAGCAGUCAGAUGCUGCAUUGUGUUAUGGCUGUUAUGUAUGCGGGGACGCAUGAUUCACUAGAGGUGAUUAGGGAUGCGAGUGUGAUGGGUUUUGUGUACGUGGCGGAGGUGGAUGAUAAGAAGCGGCGGUUAAGGGUGUUGGCGCCGCUGAGUGGGAGGAUUGGAGAUAGGCCAUUGGUAUGGGGGAGCUGGCCAGAGGCGUCGGUUAGUUUGAUAUGAUGUACAAUGAAAUGACAUAGAAUUUGAAAAGCGA
This is a messenger RNA of Pseudogymnoascus verrucosus, 1484 nucleotides long. RefSeq names its product cleavage polyadenylation factor subunit clp1 (gene CLP1). Lineage: Eukaryota; Fungi; Ascomycota; Leotiomycetes; Thelebolales; Thelebolaceae. Gene Ontology annotation, biological process: tRNA splicing, via endonucleolytic cleavage and ligation. Bases 80 to 1450 code for a protein of 456 amino acids. Gene Ontology annotation, molecular function: polynucleotide 5'-hydroxyl-kinase activity. The transcript has 4 exons. The record is from RefSeq and is a predicted model, not a curated record. Gene Ontology annotation, cellular component: mRNA cleavage factor complex; nucleus.